CCCCAGACCACCCAGCCCCCACGCCGCCGCCCCCAAAUCCCCAGUCCCCAGCGCCGCCCCGGCGAGCGCCCGGCCCCGGCCGCCGCCGCCGGCACCUCCCUGGUGCAGUAAAGUUGGCUGCCAUGUAGGCCCUACUGCGAGGCUACUCUCCUCUCAAAGAAAAUAGAAGAAAAAAAAGAGGGGAGGAAUCAAUUCCCCACUCGCCCAUUCCCCUCUGAAUCGCUCGAUGGAGCGGAGCGGCGGCGAGGUCUCCGCCAUGGGAUCGAGGGUCUCCUCCGACUCCGACGCCGCCGCCGGCGAGGACCGUCUCAGCGCGCUUCCCGACGACGUCCUCGUCCUCAUCCUCCUCCGCCUAGACACGGCUGCUGCUGCCCGGACCAGCAUCCUCUCCCGCCGCUGGCGCCACCUCUGGGCGAUCCUCCCGGAGCUCCACUUCCGCGUGGCCCCUGAGCCAGCCCGCACCCGCGCCAUCCUCGAGUCCCACGAGGCGGCCCUCCGGUUCCUCCGCGUCAGAACCCUGGGCGCCGCCCCCGACUCCGUGGCAGCAUGGCUCCCCGCCGCCGCGCGCCGCCUCUCCGGCCGCUUCGUCUUCAUAAACGAAGACGCCGCCAAGGAAGGCGGCGAGGAGGAGGAGGAGGAGGAGGAGGAGCAAGGAGGCGCCUUUGAGCUGCCCUGCUUCGGGAAAGCCACCGCGAUCUAUCUCGGCCUAAGGUCCCUCGGUGUUGCCAUGCCACAGGCAGGCAUUUUCGCCCGGCUCACAGAGCUAUCCCUGUUCCGCGUCCGGUUGCACGGCCCGUGUGAGCUCGGCGACGUCAUCUCCUCGCCGCGGUGCCCGUGUUUGCAGAAGUUAUGCAUCUAUUUUGUCUGGGGGCUGAACAAUCUCGCCAUCCAUUCUGGGUCUCUCCUGCGAGUGGAGCUCUUGUUUGUCCGGGGGCUGAACAAUCUCGCCAUCCAUUCUGGGUCUCUCCUGCGAGUGGAGCUCGAUGAUCUGGGUGACUUGCAGCAGCUCACCAUUGGGGCACCGGUCCUUGAGUACCUACAAGUCUCAGGUUGCAUCUUUAAUGAUGAGAAUCAGCAACUCGCCAGCAUCUCAGCUCCUCAGCUUGUAUUUCUCUACUGGAGCGACCCGUAUGAUCCGAGCUCCGUUGAUCUUGGCAAGAUGGAACGUGUUCAACGGCUGAGCACUUCCGACUUUCUUGUUUAUGGGCCAAAUAACCUUGCAGUUGCACACAAUCGUGGUUGUGUAAGGCUCCUCGAGCGUUUCAAGGUCGUGGAAGAUCUUAUUCUCACACUGAAAUAUUUUGGGGAGAUAGAAAACUUUGCCUACUUGAUGGAUGACAUGACUGUGCUCCCUGACAUCACAUUUUUGAAGCUGAAUGUAUUGGCAUAUGGGCAUGCCUUUGGGGCCAGCGCAUUUCAUGUUCUUAGGAUGUGUUCUGGUAUAAGAAGGUUGAAGCUGUUUCUUGCUCCUACUCACUCUGAGGUAUAUGCUCCUUGUUUCAGGCACAAAGUUCAUGCCCAUCAGUUUGCAUUUGUGGUCAGCAAGCAAACUGGAAGACUGAGGAAGUGUCGUUGAAUCGCCUUGAAGAAGUAGAAAUCACUGGAUUGAGAGGAUCUGAAAAUGAAAUUGCUUUCCUGAAGCGACUGUUAAGUUGGGCGGCAUUGCUAAAAAUGAUGACAAUAUAUUGUGAUAAUUCAGUUGCAGAAAAAAUGGCCAACGAGCUGCGCCAGAUGUUACGGAGCUUCUCUAGGACAGAAGUAUGCAUGAAAGUUUACACAUAUGAGGACAUGAUCAAGGCGUUGUGUGAGAAGUCUAGCUAAGGCAGUGCGUUAUCACUUUAAGGGCUGAACGUUGUUUUUGUAGUUUUCUUCUUUGCUAUGAUUUGCUGUGCUUUGGAACAUAAAAAUGCCAGCAGAUUAUUGAAAAAAUUGUUAAGACCCAUCAUUCUACUCUGAGAGUUAUUUUAUGUCUUGUUUUUCGCUUAUGGAUUUUU
Panicum virgatum (switchgrass) is the source of this 1994-nucleotide messenger RNA. RefSeq names its product putative F-box/LRR-repeat protein At4g15060. Gene Ontology annotation, molecular function: protein binding. The record is from RefSeq and is a predicted model, not a curated record. The coding region runs from base 227 to 1576 and encodes 449 amino acids. NCBI's taxonomy places the organism in Eukaryota, Viridiplantae, Streptophyta, Magnoliopsida, Poales, Poaceae. The transcript has 3 exons.